Molecule: messenger RNA, 1248 nt
Organism: Dracunculus medinensis (Guinea worm)
Lineage: Eukaryota; Metazoa; Nematoda; Chromadorea; Rhabditida; Dracunculidae
Source: the annotation of a GenBank genome assembly
AUGGGGAAAGCUAAAAUAUCAAGUAUUGAAAUUUUAGAUCAGCUGUCAAGAAAUAUUUUAAUAGGUGAUUUUACUGAUGAUAGGAAAUCAUCAAGAAAAGUAAAAGAUCGAGCAGAUCGAGGAACUGUUGAACAGGUUAUGGAUACACGAACUCGUUUAAUUCUAUAUCGCCUUCUCCAAAAGGGCAUUUUUUCAUCGAUCGAUGGUUGUAUAAGCACUGGCAAAGAAGCAAACGUUUAUCACGCAAAAAAUGGUGAAACUAAGAGUUUGGCUUUGAAAGUGUAUAAAACAAGUAUAUUAAUUUUUAAGGAUCGUGAUCGAUAUGUCACUGGGGAAUUCAGAUAUCGGCGUGGAUAUUGCAAACAUAAUCCGAGGAAAAUGGUUGCUACAUGGGCCGAAAAAGAAAUGAGAAAUUUAUUAAGGAUGUAUCAAAACGGUCUGCCUGUUCCUAAACCUUAUGCACUGAAAGGUCAUGUUGUUGUUAUGGAUUUCAUUGGCAAAGAUGGUUGGCCUGCACCGUUAUUAAAGAAUGCGAAUAUAUCUGAAUCACUUGCCGAAAAAUUUUAUUUGCAAUUGGUGCGUAAUAUGAGGGAUUUGUAUCGUCAAUGUCGAUUAGUGCAUGCUGAUUUGUCUGAAUAUAAUUUAAUUGUUUGUGAUGAGCAGUUAUAUAUUAUUGAUGUUUCACAAUCUGUUGAACAUGAUCAUCCACAUUCUUUGGAUUUCCUUCGAUCUGAUUGCUCGAAUGUAACCAAAUUUUUUCAUGAAAGAGGAGUUGCAGUCUUAUCAGUUCGUGAUCUUUUUCAGUUUAUCACGGAUUCUUCAAUAAAAAAUGAGUCUGAUAUUGAUAAAUUUCUGAAUAAAAGGUCGUGUGAAGCGAAAGAAGAUGAUAUAUUAUUUAUGAACGCGUUUAUCGCACAAAAACUGGAUCAUGUGCUAUAUUUUGAACGAGAUUCACUUAUGGCGAAGGAAGGUGAAGAAGUACCCAAUCCUUAUCAGACAAUGAUUUCAAAAGUCGAUGGGCCAGCUGCUUUUUCAAAUUUUCAAAGUAAUAUUACAAAGAGGGAAUAUCGUAUAAAAUCCAGUGCAAGUCACAGCGAAGGAGAAGAAGAGACAACAGAAGAAAGUGAAGAAAAUAAGAAUUUUAGUGGAAAUAAGGAAGAUAAAAUGAAUAUUGUGAAAAAUAUUCAUUAUCGGAGUAGAAAUGAGUCACCAAAUACAAAAAAAGUUCGUCAAUAUGUUGAAAUAUAA